GGCACGCGCGAGAGAGGGAUGGCUGUUGGCUCUAGAAGCAAGUUGAGACCGGCGGUUCGCCCUAAAAUUGUCAAGAAGAAAUCGAACAAGUUCGUUCGUUUCCAUGCCGACCUUUUCAAGAGAAUGGCUCAAUCCUGGAGGAAGCCCCACGGUAUGGAUGGUCGCUUCCGUAGGCAUUUUAAGGGUACUCCCAAGCACGUCAAGAUCGGAUAUGGUUCCAACAAGAAAACGCGUUUCUUGAUGCCGGAUGGUUUCCUCAAGUUCCGUGUCUCCAACGUUGCCGAGUUGGAACUUCUCCUUAUGCACAACAAGAAGUAUGCUGCUGAGAUCGCACAGAACGUUUCUACCAGGAAGAGGAAGGCUAUCGUCGAGCGUGCUGAGCAACUUGGGAUCAAGGUUACCAACGGCGACGCUAAGUUGCGCGCUGAGGAGUCAGAAUAAAUAUAUCGGGGUAGAAUGAAAGGGCUAGAGUCAACAAACUAUUGAUCAGG
Molecule: messenger RNA, 491 nt
Organism: Guillardia theta CCMP2712
Lineage: Eukaryota; Cryptophyceae; Pyrenomonadales; Geminigeraceae
Gene: RPL32e
Product: large subunit ribosomal protein L32e, cytoplasmic
Exons: 4
Coding region: 19-441 (140 amino acids)
Biological process (GO): translation
Cellular component (GO): cytosolic large ribosomal subunit; ribosome
Molecular function (GO): structural constituent of ribosome
Source: RefSeq, a predicted model, not a curated record